This is a messenger RNA of Aspergillus fumigatus Af293, 492 nucleotides long. RefSeq lists its product as uncharacterized. Lineage: Eukaryota; Fungi; Ascomycota; Eurotiomycetes; Eurotiales; Aspergillaceae. Bases 1 to 492 code for a protein of 163 amino acids. The record is from RefSeq and is a predicted model, not a curated record. The transcript is spliced from 2 exons.
AUGCUCGCGCUCAUUGGUAACCGUAGAUGGAGGAUUUCCCAGUUUCCAGAUCCGGUGCGGGCUAAAAGGUACAUGGAAGAUGUUGAUCGCCUCUUUUUCCCGCUUGUCCAGGAAGACGUGCGAUUGACGUCAGCGCGGGACAAUCGGGCACCUGUUCUGUCCAACAUCCUCCAAGCCCGGCAACCCACCUCCUCAUCUGACAACUGCAAUUGCCCCAAUAGCAUCUCAGGCGGUGGCAUUGCAGGAAUUGUCAUCGGCUCCAUCGUCGGCACCUUGCUGCUUAUCUGGCUCUUUCGGGUCUGCUCGUUGCCUGGCGCUUGGGGCGGUGGGGAGCCCGAUCAUGGAUACAGCGGGGGAGGAGGGACAGAGGUGCGCUCGACGCAUCGUCGAAGCCGGAGUAGUCCGUCUUAUGUGGACUACGUCGAUAAGCCGAGCCGUUCGCGGAGAUACCGGGAGGACAUUCGGCGCCCGGCCAAGGUAUAUCUGAAUUAG